UUUUCCCAUGUCUUGAGCUCCAUAAGAACGCAACGGUUGGCGAUUUUCCCAGUCGUGCCUCAAGUGCAAUUCCCAGCCAGAAUCCGCAGUUCGUCCCGUUUUGAGCAACCUCCAGAUCUACUCGGAAGGCGUGAAUUUCACAGAUCCUCAAGAUGGCGCCAGCAAUACCACCCAAAGAUAUUCGCCGGCUAUCAGAGCUUUCAACGAUAGCGAACCCAGCUUCAUCGCGUCCAGUUUCGUCCCUUAGCCGGCAACACAUCAGACCCGUACCGAGCACACCGACCGCGCCAGAAGGGGCUCAUCUUUCUCCACAAAAGUAUCGGCCCGAGAACAAGCUCUUGGAAGUGGUAGUCACGUCGAGCUCCGAUGCGGACGAGACAACCACGGCUGAAGAUCACCUUCUUGACAAACGAGGGAACCAGCGGCACCGUGCGGCGAGACCAUUAUCUGGAAUUAGCGCUAGGAGCUUCAGGAGUUACAUUUCGAACCUCAGCUAUAUCAACAGGAAGAACCUGGCACGUUUUGGGAAGAGCAAGCUCACGUUUCUGGUGGCCAACACUGUGUUGACCUUCAUUGGACUGGCCACCGUUCUCUUUGGCAUCUUCACAUUCCUCAACAACAACCCAACCGCAAUGGUGAUGCGAAUGAUCCGCGUCGAUCUGCUAUUCCUCCUGACUCUCACCAGCGGAGCAUUGACCAUUGUCGGAUUGGUGGGGUUCCUUGGCGCAUUCAUGCACCGAAAGAACAUACUCUCCAUACAUAGCGUGCUGCUCUGGCCGAUUCUCGCCGGGCUGAUUGUGCUAGGUUACAUGGCUUACAACCAACUCAACACGUCGGCGUGGGAUGAUUUCUUGACCAACAAGUGGGAUACGCUUUAUGAUCAGCGGGGUUUUGUCCAGGACAAGUUCAAUUGUUGUGGCUUCUUUAGCGGGCUUGACCGACCUCUAGCAGUCGAUCACUGCGUCCCUCCCUCACCGCCAGCAGUCAACCAAGUUGGAGCCCCCAGUACAUCACCUCAAUCCAAACGACGUCGCCAAAGCCGCCCCGCGAAGCGGCAGGUUCGGCUGCACGAAGUGGGCCAAAACGUCCUGCAGGGUCAGGACACCAGCUCAUCCCCGCCUGGCCCCGCGAGUGGAACACCGGACUUUGCAUCUGCGCCUGGUUGCUACAUGUCGUGGAAUGAUCAUGCUUCGUCGUUCCUGAGGACCACCUACAUUUGCGCAUUUUGCGGAAUACCGCUACUGUUGUUCGUCUUUAUCGUGGGGCUGCUAGCAUCCAACCACAUCUAUGACUGAACUUUGGCGGCUCAAACUAUCCAUCGCUCAUGAAUGAGCUUGGCCUCAAAAGUGUAAGUUAGCGUGUCGUACGGUUGCGGGGCGUACCCAAUGCAUAUAAGUGCCCUUGUAGAUUUCAAUAUUACAUAUGUACAGUAAACAUAAUGGAUCGACCAUCUUUCCGUCCAAAAUUGCUCUUUGAGCCUCCACACCCGUUUCUCCGGUCAGUAGCCAGAAAUUUCAUCGAGUAUCUGCGAGGGUAUGCUGGCCAGAAACUUCUCUCGCCAUGCCAUGUAUUCUGCGUAUUGCUUUGUACUGGUGACUUCCCGAUCGUCAAUCUGCAGGGC
This is a messenger RNA of Fimicolochytrium jonesii, 1621 nucleotides long. Its product is annotated as Tetraspanin family-domain-containing protein. NCBI's taxonomy places the organism in Eukaryota, Fungi, Chytridiomycota, Chytridiomycetes, Spizellomycetales, Powellomycetaceae. The transcript has 3 exons. Bases 153 to 1295 code for a protein of 380 amino acids. The record is from RefSeq and is a predicted model, not a curated record. Gene Ontology annotation, cellular component: membrane.